UACCCUCCAAAAUUUGCCUUAUUUCCUGUAGUCAUCUCUCUUCAAUCUUUACUCCAGCUUCCCAAAUAAUGGACGUCGAUCUCCACGAAGUUCACGAUGCCGCUAUUUCCGCCGUCGCCAACGGUGGCGCUAACCACGCCGACCACGGUUGGCAGAAGGUUUCGUAUCCCAAACGCCAACGUAAGGCCAAAUCCACGACCGAUCCCGAAAAGCCCAACCUUACCCGCGUUAACGGAGCCCUAAGUAACGGCGCUCCAAACGUUUUCCUUUCCAUCGAGCAACAGUCACAGGAUCGCCGCCGUCGGAUCCUCGAAGCUCAAAGAGCUGCUGAUGCCAUCGAGGCCGAUGCUAAGGUUAAAAAUACCAGAUCCGAUCUCGAUGAUGACGAUGAUAGUGAUCUGGAAGGCGUUAAAACUGACGGAAAGCCGGCGGAGGCGGAAAAGAAGGUGAAGCAAAAGAAACCAAAGAAGCCUAAGGUUACGGUUGCUGAGGCUGCUGCGAAGAUCGAUCCAGCUGUUCUCUCGGUUUAUCUCGCUGAAUUGGGUGGCGAACAGCAGGAAAUUCAAAUGCAGAAGUUUGCGAAUUUUUAUGGGAAGGCAUUUCAGGAAGUGGUUGCGGGGCAGUUUCCUUGGGUGAAGAUGUUUAAGGAGAGCACUGUUGCCAAGCUUGCUGAUAUACCCAUUUCUCAUAUUUCUGAUGCUGUUUAUAAGACAUCAGCCGAGUGGAUCAGCCAACAAUCCCUUGAGGCACUUGGUUUCUUUGUGCUAUGGUCUUUAGACAUCAUUCUUGAGGAUUUGGUGGCCCAACAAGCAAGUGCUAAGGGCUCCAAGAAAAGUGUGCAACAGACAUCCUCGAAGUCUAAGGUUGGUAUAUUUGUGGCACUAGCAAUGGUACUGCGACGUAAACCUGAUGCCUUAGUUAGUGUAUUGCUGAAGCUGAGAGAAAAUUCAAAAUACCAAGGACAGGAUAAGCUCCCCGUUAUUGUAUGGAUGAUUGUUCAGGCAUCCCGAGGAGAUCUUGCUGUGGGGCUGUACAUGUGGGCACAUCACCUCUUGCCUAUUGUAGGUGGCAAGAACUGUAAUCCACAGUCCAGAGAUCUAAUUUUACAGCUAGCGGAAUGGAUCUUAUCGGCCUCAAAAGCUCGGACAAUUUUAGUAAAUGCCGCUGUUAGAAAAGGGGAGCGUCUGGUGCCACCGUCUUCAUUUGAGAUUCUAAUGCGAGUUACCUUCCCUGCAUCUUCAGCUAGAGUAAAGGCGACUGAAAGGUUUGAGGCCAUAUAUCCCACAAUAAAGGAAGUGGCUCUCGCUGGUUCCCACGGAAGCAAAGCAAUGAAACAAGUAUCUCUGCAGAUAUUUCAUUUUGCUAUCAAAGCAGCCGGUCAAGCUACUCCCGAGCUAUCCAAAGAAGCCACCGGAAUAUUCAUAUGGUGUUUGAACCAGAAUGCUGAAUGCUACAAGCUUUGGGAAAAGGCUUAUCUUGAGAAUCUCGAAGCAAGUGUUGCUGUUCUCAGAAGCAUUUCUGAGGAUUGGAAACAGCACCCUGUAAAAUUUACUACUCUUGACCCUUUGAGGGAGACAAUCAAGAAUUUUCAGAGCAAGAAUGUAAAAGCGAUGAGCGAUGAAGCUGAUGCUGCCAGACAGGCACUGUUUCAAGAUGCAGGCAAGUACUGUAAGCACAUAUUGGGAAAGCUAUCGCGUGGCCAUGGAUGCUUGAAAGGUUUGGCCGUCCUUGUUGUUGCACUUGCUAUAGGUGCUGCUUUCUUUUCUCCGAAUAUCGAUGCCUCGGACUGGAACAAGCUGUCUGAAGCUUUUAGCACCUCAGAUUGGAACAAACUGUUCAGUGCUUUCAGCGCUUAACAAUCUUCGGCGUCUCGUAAAACUUCGGUUUUUAGAUACAUCUUUUUCGAUCGAGAACUUCUAACUGGCAAGUGGGAAGGAGAAAAGAAUACUACUAGAACAGCGGCUUAAGGAAGAUGAUAGUAAGAUUAUGCAGUGAGUUUGGGGGUUUACUACAGAUUACGUGUAUUUCAAGCAAUUUAUUAUAAUGACUUUUGUAGGCUCAAAUAAUAUAAGGAUUGAAAGUUGUUGGGUUAGUUGGCUGUUAGGUGUGUGAGCAUAACAUGCUUUAAACUUCGAAACCGAACCGGUCGGGAUUCGCUCAAGUCGGUUCGGUUGAAACUGUUUUGGCUCAAGUUUGUUAUGUGUUUCAAUCCAAGUUCUAUUUGUGAAAUGAAUAGUUGAAUA
Molecule: messenger RNA, 2243 nt
Organism: Hibiscus syriacus
Lineage: Eukaryota; Viridiplantae; Streptophyta; Magnoliopsida; Malvales; Malvaceae
Exons: 10
Coding region: 69-1856 (595 amino acids)
Cellular component (GO): endoplasmic reticulum; Golgi apparatus
Source: RefSeq, a predicted model, not a curated record